This is a messenger RNA of Cotesia congregata, 2157 nucleotides long. The record is from the annotation of a GenBank genome assembly. Lineage: Eukaryota; Metazoa; Arthropoda; Insecta; Hymenoptera; Braconidae.
ACACUUUCGUCCCAACUCUUUAAGAAUGUUGUGAUCGAUACCCAGGUUUCGUUUAUCAACUCCGAUUGGCGUGUCACGAUGAAGUUUAUAAUAUUAAUUGCCGCUGCAUUUAUACAAUCGAUCACUUGUCAAAGAGCUCCAACAAUAUCAUACAUAUCCCAGGAACAAAUAAAAGACAUUGGUGGUACUGUUGAAUUACAAUGUUCUGUUCAAUAUGGUCAGGAGUAUCCAGUCUUGUGGGUAAAAAUGGAUAAACAAACAGGUGACCAAACGCCACUUUCUUCCAAAACAUCGCUGAUUAUUCGUGACAGUAGAUUCGCUCUCAGAUUCGAUACAGCUACUGCUACAUAUACUCUUCAGAUAAAAGACAUUCAAGAGACUGAUGCUGCGCGCUAUGAGUGCCAGGUUCUAAUUUCUGUAAACAACCGAAUCCGUGCCAGUGUUGAACUUCAAGUUCGUCGUGCUCCAUUUAUCAGUGAUAACUCAACUCGUGCAGUAGUUGCUAGCGAGGGUGAGCCUAUCACUCUAGAGUGUUAUGCAAGUGGUUAUCCUGCUCCUAGAAUAUCGUGGCGUAGAGAAAAUAACGCUAUUUUACCCACAGGAGGCUCAAUAUACCGAGGAAACGUAUUGAAGAUACCAGCAGUACGAAAAGAAGAUCGUGGAACGUAUUACUGUGUUGCUGAUAAUUCAGUUGGUCGAGGUACCAGACGGAACAUCAAUGUCGAAGUUGAAUUCGCCCCAGUAAUAACAGUAUCCAGACCCCGAGAAGGUCAAGCUCUGCAGUUUGAUGCUGACUUGAAGUGCCACGUAGAAGGUUACCCAAGUCCCGCAAUAACUUGGUUACAGAAUGGAGUUGAAUUAUCAAGCAAUCAGCAUUACAUUAUAUCACAGUUCGCCACUGCCGACGAAUAUACUGAUGCAACCCUUCGUAUAGUCACUGUCGAGAAAAGACAGUACGGAGAAUAUGUUUGCCGUGCAAAUAACAAACUUGGCACCAGAGAAGCUAAACUUGAACUUUACGAAACAAUUAUCCCAGUAUGUCCUCCGGCUUGUGGACAAGCCAAAUACGGAACAGGUGCUAUUCCAGUUUCAUCUGGACCUCUUAUAGCUCUUGUGAUGCUUACAGUAGCUUUGUACAAAGCUCCGAUGAUAUCACACAUAUCAGAGAAACAAAUAAAAGACAUUGGUGGUACUGUUGAAUUACAAUGUUCUGUUCAAUAUGGUCAAGAGUAUCCAGUCUUGUGGAUGAAAACAGAUCAACAGACAGGUGACCAAACGCCACUUUCUGCUAAGACAUCGCUGAUUAUUCGUGACAGUAGAUUUGCUCUUAGAUUCGAUACAGCUACUGCGACAUAUACUCUUCAGAUCAAAGACAUUCAAGAUAUUGAUGCUGCGUUUUAUGAGUGUCAAGUGCUACUUUCUUCAACUAAUCGAAUUCGUCGUAAAGUUGAACUUCAAGUUCGCCGUGCUCCAUUUAUCAGUGAUAACUCAACACGUAACGCACAGGUUACCGAAGGUCAACCUGUCACGCUAGAGUGUUAUGCAAGUGGUUAUCCUGCUCCUAAAAUUUUUUGGCGUAGAGAAAAUAACGCUAUUUUACCCACAGGAGGCUCAAUAUACCGAGGAAACGUAUUGAAGAUACCAGCAGUACGAAAAGAAGAUCGUGGAACGUAUUACUGUGUUGCUGAUAAUUCAGUUGGUCGAGGUACCAGACGGAACAUCAAUGUCGAAGUUGAAUUCGCCCCAGUAAUAACAGUAUCCAGACCCCGAGAAGGUCAAGCUCUGCAGUUUGAUGCUGAAUUGAAGUGUCGCGUUGAAGGUUACCCUAAGCCCAUAGUAACUUGGUUAAAAAAUGGAGCAGAAUUAUCAAACAAUCAACAUUACAUUAUAUCACCGUUUACUACUGACGAUGAAUAUACUGAUGCAACCCUUCGUAUAGUCAUCGUCGAGGAAAAACAAUAUGGAGAAUACGUUUGCCGUGCAAAUAACAAACUUGGCUCGAGUGAAGCUAAAAUUGAACUUUACGAAACAAUAAUCCCGGUAUGUCCUCCGGCUUGCGGACAAGUCAUGUACGGAACAGGUGUUAUUACAGUUUCAUAUGCACCUCUCAUAGCUCUCGUAUUGAUAAUAGCGGCGUUGAACUUUAAUGCCAAAUAU